This is a messenger RNA of Salvelinus fontinalis (brook trout), 2238 nucleotides long. Its product is annotated as cytoplasmic aconitate hydratase-like. Bases 1 to 495 code for a protein of 164 amino acids. Gene Ontology annotation, biological process: tricarboxylic acid cycle; citrate metabolic process. The transcript is spliced from 3 exons. Lineage: Eukaryota; Metazoa; Chordata; Actinopteri; Salmoniformes; Salmonidae. Gene Ontology annotation, cellular component: cytosol; mitochondrion. Gene Ontology annotation, molecular function: 4 iron, 4 sulfur cluster binding; iron-responsive element binding; 3 iron, 4 sulfur cluster binding. The record is from RefSeq and is a predicted model, not a curated record.
AUGUUCUGCUUCCCUGUACAGCUGGAUGUGUUUGAUGCUGCAGAGCGUUACCAGCAGGCUGGCUUCCUGCUCAUGAUCCUAGCUGGGAAGGAGUAUGGCUCUGGCAGCUCCAGAGACUGGGUACACAUAGCCCACCGUUUGUUAUGUGGAUACCCACUGUUACCUGCCUGUCACCCUUCCUCUGUUCCCCUCUCCCAGGGCAUCAAGGCUGUGCUGGCAGAGAGCUAUGAGAGGAUCCACCGCAGUAACCUGGUGGGCAUGGGGGUCAUCCGUCUGGAGUACCUGGCCGGGGACACGGCAGUCACCCUGGGCCUGACGGGCCGAGAGCGUUACACCGUGGUCAUCCCAGAGCCACUCACACCCAGGGUGAUUGUUGACAUUAAGCUCGACACGGGCAAAACAUCCCAGGCGAGGAUGAGGUUCCACACAGACGUGGAGCUGACGUACUUCCACAACGGAGGCAUCCUCAACUACAUGAUCCGCAAAAAUGUCUGAAGACUAGAAGGAGCGCACCAUCGGGAUCAAGCCACGCUGAACACGCACAUCCUCCAUGUAGACGGAGAGACAGAAAGCCCUGACUCGCCCUCUGUUGGUUUGAGUUUACCAUUUGGUUUUGAUCAUGUUGUCUCCAUUGGUUUUAGUGCAUUAAUCAACCGCAGUACUGGUUCCAUAAUGGAUCCAUUGCAGGUAGGGAUGAUGAAAUGAAAGUCAGAACCCCACACAUUUAACACUGGUAUGAUAGACACCUGGGUUCAAAUAGUAAUAAAGCCCAGCCAAAGUAUUUGGAAGAAAAUAAAUGUUUUUUAAACCCUGGUCUCAUAUAAAGUGACAAUAGUACAGUAGCCAAGGACUUCUGGCCUCUCACCCUACUUUUGACCAAAAGUAAUGCACUACAUUGGGAAUAGGAUGCCAUUUCAGACGCACCCAUGGUGGAGUUCCAUUCUGUGUGUUCUGUUUGAACAAGAGAUUGCCAUGGCUAUUCUAAUUAUAUUCUAAUCAACUGUUUGAUUGCCUUAAAAUGUUUAAGUUUACAUUAUUAGCCCUCCCCUUUUGGAGAGGUAUAGUAUAUUGUGUGCGCCUCUCCGUCUGUGAAUUAGAGGCAGCGUAAUUCCAGAUCUGUUCACUGUCGUGUAAAAUGUACCUUUCUCUCUUAACCAGUUGAUGUUUAGCUAUAGGACUUCUAUGAUUAUGUAGUGCUGAGUGCUUAUUACUGAUGGUGAGUAGGGUUGCAAAAUUCUAGAUACAGUUCAUUCCCAGUUGUUCCAGGUCUUCCUGGUUAGUAGAUUCAGGAGGGAAUGAGCAGGAAAUGCAGGAAUUCUCCAACCGGGAUUUUUUGGGAAAGUUGAUGAAGGCCACUGAAGGCCGAAAUGUUAGUCUUUUAACCUUGCUUAAAAAAAAUGGAAUCAUUCUUAAAUGGUGAGUGAACCUUUUUUCUUUCCUAUUUUGGGAAAGUUACCAGAAUUAUUCAACCCUAAUGGUGAGUUUGGCUGGAGUUUGGCUACCCUAGUACUAGUGUAACAGGGGGCGAGUUAAUCAAGUCAAUCUAUCAAAUGAAUAUAUGUAAACCUCAUUAGGUUUCUGACCUGAAGCCACAUUUAAUAUUUUCUUGAAGCUCUGAUUGUUUUACGGACCAAAUUGUUUCUGUCUAUCAAAUUGGAAUGAAGGCCUACUUUGAGAUUCGUACUUGUUUGUGACCUCAUCGCUCUGAUGUGGAUACAAAUGUGUAUUUUGUCUGCUACAAGGUCAUAUCAGGGCUAGUGGUUGCCUCCUAAUAGUCUUAGUGCUGUCCCCUUCCCGUUCUCCUUUCCAUAACUGGAGAGGCCAGGGGAAAUUCCUGGUACAUAUCCACCAUAUUGCUUUCGCCUAUUAUGUAUUCUUAGUGAUUGCAUAAUGAUUUAUAUCAACUGUUAUGUUAUGGGCAGGUUGGCGUUUAUUGGGAUGAGUCUUGUCCUUGAGGCAGAACUGAGCGAUUGAACUGAGCGAUUGCCUAUAUUGUAACAUUUAUGAAAGAAAAACAUUACCUUUUUGGUCUUAAUUUAAGAUUAGGGUUAGCAGUGUGGUAAGGCUUAAAAUAAAAUGUUAUGACUUGUGGCUGUGCCAGCUAGUGCAGUGCAGAGUUACCUCCAGAUCAAGAUUCAUGAUGAACAAUGCUAACCUGCAUGAUAUGGCUCAGGGGCAGAGUAGACUACGUUUGUCAAAUUGUUGAACUUCUACUUUACUCAAAUGCAGCAUUGUUGU